Pseudophryne corroboree (corroboree frog) is the source of this 2110-nucleotide messenger RNA. RefSeq names its product 24-dehydrocholesterol reductase (gene DHCR24). The coding region runs from base 140 to 1690 and encodes 516 amino acids. The record is from RefSeq and is a predicted model, not a curated record. Gene Ontology annotation, molecular function: FAD binding; Delta24(24-1) sterol reductase activity. Gene Ontology annotation, biological process: steroid metabolic process. The transcript has 10 exons. Gene Ontology annotation, cellular component: membrane; cytoplasm. Lineage: Eukaryota; Metazoa; Chordata; Amphibia; Anura; Myobatrachidae.
GGGCGGAGCUAUGCGACUGGGCUGGGCUUAGUUUGACAGGAAAAGUGUGUGGUCAGAAUUCUAGAACACGAGUGAUCGGAGGUCAGGUGCGGGAAAAAGCGCGUGUGUGGAGCCGCAGGGUUUCCUCUUCUCUAAAACAAUGGACGUUUUAAUAUACCUGGCCAGUGUCCUGGUGCUGUUGUUACUGUGGAUCAGAGCAAAGGGCUUUGAGUACAUCAUUGUCCACCAUAGAUGGGUCUUCGUUUGCCUCUUCUUGCUUCCUCUCUCGGUUGUCUUUGAUGUAUAUUACUACCUGCGAGCGUGGCUGGUGUUUAAGAUGUGCAGCGCUCCCAAACUACAUGACCGCCGGGUAAAGGAAAUUCAGGACCAGGUGCGUCGGUGGAAGGAUGAUGGAAGUAAAAACUUCAUGUGCACUGGUAGACCGGGCUGGCUAACAGUGUCACUUCGGGUUGGGAAAUACAAGGACACACAUAAGAACAUAAUGAUCAAUCUUAUGGAUAUUUUAGAGGUUGACACCAAGAGGCAGGUUGUCCGUCUUGAACCAUUGGUGAAUAUGGGUCAGGUGACUGCCUUGCUUAAUUCUAUUGGCUGGACUCUCCCGGUGGUGCCUGAGCUUGAUGAUUUGACAGUAGGUGGUCUGAUUAUGGGAACAGGAAUUGAAUCUUCAUCCCAUCAUUUUGGACUCUUCCAGCACAUCUGCUUGGCCUAUGAGCUUGUCCUUGCAGAUGGAAGCCUUGUGCGGUGUACACCAACAGAAAACUCCGACCUCUUCUACGCCGUCCCCUGGUCCUGUGGAACUCUGGGGUUCUUGGUUGCUGCGGAAAUAAAGAUAGUCCCAGCUAAGAAGUAUGUGAAGCUGCAGUAUACUCCCGUGAGAGGGUUGGAGAAGAUCUGCGAGAAGUUUGCCAUGGAGUCCAAGAAAAAAGAGAAUUAUUUUGUAGAAGGUUUGGCUUACUCAUCUGAUGAGGCAGUGAUAAUGACCGGAGUCCUAACUGAUGAGCCUCAGCCCGACCAGAUAAAUAAUAUUGGAAGUUAUUGGAAGCCUUGGUUUUUCCAACAUGUGAAGUCUUAUUUGAAGAAUAACCGAAGUGGAACAGAGUACAUCCCCCUACGGCAUUACUAUCACAGACACACACGGAGUAUCUUCUGGGAGUUGCAGGAUAUAAUUCCCUUUGGCAAUCACCCAGUGUUCCGUUACCUGUUUGGUUGGAUGGUUCCUCCAAAAAUCUCCUUAUUAAAACUCACCCAGGGUGAGACCAUUCGAAGGCUAUAUGAGCAGCACCAUGUGGUGCAGGAUAUGCUCGUUCCCAUGAAAUGCUUACAAAAAUCCAUCACUGCUUUCCACAAGGAGAUUAACGUUUAUCCACUUUGGCUUUGCCCUUUCAUAUUACCAAGUCAGCCGGGCAUGGUACACCCCAAGGGUAAUGAGGCAGAGCUCUAUGUAGAUAUUGGAGCAUAUGGGGAACCCAAAACGAAACACUUUGAUGCCAAAGCUUCUAUGCGCCAGUUAGAAAAGUUUGUCAGAGAUGUGCAUGGCUUCCAGAUGCUGUACGCAGACUGCUACAUGACGCGUGAGGAAUUCUGGGAGAUGUUUGAUGCCUCUUUGUAUCAGAAGCUGCGAGAGAAACUGAACUGCAAAAACGCUUUUCCAGAGGUGUAUAGUAAAAUAUGCAAAGCUGCACGUCAUUGAUAGCAACAGACGUAAGCUACAGAAAUGGACUGUAUACAGGACCUUUACUACUACAAGCCUUUUUCUAGCUGUCUGUGUGACCACUGAUGCAUAUACUCUAUAGAAGUUGCACCUAAUACAACCAUGUGCAAUUAUACCUGGACAGUGCAACCAGUUGUCCAAUGCCGAUGAUCUAUAGGACCCAUGUACAGUAAUUAAGACACAGUAAUUUUGAUAAGAUUCAGAAAUGAAAACAGAAUUUCUUCAAGUCUGAAUGUUUGUUUUUUAUUCUUGGAAAUGUGAAGCCAAAUAAUGGUAAUGUUUGUAUACUGAGAAGUGCCAACAAGCGUAAUGGUUUAAUUCAAUUCCUUGUUUGUUUGUGUAUAUUUUAUUAUGUCGUAAUAAAUAUUGGGUGGUGUGUAGCCACCUGGGACUAUGAAA